This is a messenger RNA of Miscanthus lutarioriparius, 618 nucleotides long. NCBI's taxonomy places the organism in Eukaryota, Viridiplantae, Streptophyta, Magnoliopsida, Poales, Poaceae. The record is from the annotation of a GenBank genome assembly.
AUGUCGCACAAGGCGGCGGCGGCGACGACAAUGCCGCCGAUGACCCUCGAGGUGAAGGUCGUCAACGGGGAGGACGUCCGGGUCCCGUCGGGGCGGCCCCUGUGCCACGGCGCCUACGCCGUGGUCCACACGCCGUCGUCCUCCACGCCCACCCGCGUCGACCAGGACCCCGACUGCCACGGCUACCCGUACUGGGACGAGGCGGUGCGCGUGGCGCUGCCCGCGGGCGCGCGCUGGCUGGACGUCGAGAUCUGCCGCGCCCACGCCGGGGGAAUGUCGGAGCCCGUGGCGGCGGCGCGCGUCCCCGUCGAGGACUUCACCGUCGGGCCCCCGGGCCACCUGCAUUGCCUCAGCUACCGGCUGUUCGGCUCCGCCGCACGCGGGAUGCUGCAGCGCCGGAACGGCAUCGUCAACAUCACCGUCAAGAGGCUCGACGGUGUCGCGCCGCUUCCGGCGGCGGAAGGGAAGGCGAUGUUCCCGCCGCCGGCCGCCGGGAAGAAGGCCGUGGACGCCGCCGGCCCGAGCGGGAGUGGUUCGUGCUGUGGUGCCGCCGCCGUGGAGCAGGAGAAGCCCGCCGCGCCGGCUGGUGCCGUCAUGGGUUACCCCGUUGGGUGCUAG